Messenger RNA from Heterotrigona itama, 481 nucleotides. The record is from the annotation of a GenBank genome assembly. Lineage: Eukaryota; Metazoa; Arthropoda; Insecta; Hymenoptera; Apidae.
AUGAAACUAACUCAGAAUUCAGCAUGUUUUAUUCCUUUCUUUGUAGUUAAAAAAAAAAAAAAAAAAAAGAUCUAAUCUUUUGUCGUCAAAUUUUGACAAAUCGAGUAGCGUUUCACAAACAAGCGUUAAUUUGUACGAAUACAAUCUUCCAUUACAGAUCGUAUCGAAUAUAUAUAUAUAUAUAUAUCAAAGUAUAAUCACAAAUCAUUUCAACAGACGAACUAAUUGUCUAAUAAAUAUUUUACAGGGUAACACGCCGUCGUUAGCUGUUAUAGGAUUCACCUAUCAGACAAUUCGUCUAUUAAAUGUUAUACAAUAUUUAAAUAUAGUUCCUUUGAUGAUUGGGAUUCAUUUGACUUUCGUGGCUCUGCUUUACUGCAAUUGCACGAAACGUAAAGUAGGACCAACAUUCGCAGAAUCGUUGUUAAUAUCAUCAAAUUCACAAUCGAAUAACAUCACGCAGAGACCCUUGCAUGCAUAA